CCAGUCUUUCACUUUCCGCUUCAACUACAUACCAUCAGAAUCCCCGUGCCGUCCAAACAAAACAAGCCAACAACAUGGCCACCACCAACGGCAGCAACGCAACCGCAACCCCCUCCACCGACCCCUCCAUCUACGACCAAUACAAAUCCCAAUUCUCCUCCCUCCCCACCACCCCCUCUUCCUGGCUGCAGCGCGCCCAAGAAGUAUCCUUAAUCCUCUCCCGCGACGCCGCCAUCCGCGAGCAAGAAAACAAGUCCCCCGUUGCCGAAAUCGCCCUGCUCAAACACUCAGGUCUCAUGAAAGCCCUAGGACCCAAGAAAUACGGCGGAGGUGCCCAGCCUUGGAGCGUGGGGUACCAGCUGAUUCGCGAAGUGGCCAAGGGGGAUGGCUCGUUGGGGAUGCUGCUGGGGUACCAUUUGCUCUGGUCCACGACGGCGGAGGUGGUGGGGAGUCCCGAGCAGGCGGAACGGUGGGCAGAGAGGAUUGUUGGGGGGAAUUUGUUUGUCGGUGGGGCGGUUAAUCCGAGGGAUGGCGAUUUGAAGAUCACGGCUGAUGGGGACAGUAUUGUUUUUAUGGGGAUGAAGAGGUUUAAUACCGGCGGGGUUAUUUCUGAUGUCACCGUGCUGGAGAGGGUUUUGGAAGGGACGGAAGAUCAUAUGUUUGCCAUUGUGCCGACGGAUCAGAAGGGGAUCGUGUUUGGGCAUGAUUGGGAUAAUGUCGGGCUGAGGCUGACGGAGUCGGGGAGCGUGCGGAUUGAGAACGUGAGGGUGCCUUGGGCUGAUGCACUGGGGUGGGAUACCGAGAAGAAGAGGCCGGAUCCGAAGGUGUUGGGUAUUCCGUUUGCUACUUUGCUUUUGCCGACUAUUCAGCUAGUCUUCAGCAACUUCUACAUUGGCAUCGCCUGGGGUGCUCUCGAGGCCGCCAUCGAUUACACUAACAAGAACACGCGAGCAUGGCCCUUUGGUGGUGAUAAAAAAGACAGCGCCCAAGAAGAAUUCUACAUCCUCUCCACCUACGGCAACUUCCUCGCCCACCUCCGCGCCGCCACGGCCCUCGCCGACGUCGCCGCCACCCACCUUGACACCACCUACGCCUCUUUCUCAGGUGACCCUGUCGCCAAACGUGCCAAUCUUACCGCACGCCAACGCGGCGAGGUUGCCGAGUGGGUCGUCAGUGUCAAGAUCGCCGCCACUGACACGGCGCUGCGCGUCACUUCGGGGAUUUUCGAAACUACUGGUGCCAAGGCUACGGCUAGGAAGGUUGGAUUGGAUCGUUUCUGGAGGGAUAUAAGGACUCAUACGCUGCAUGAUCCUGUGGCGUAUAAGAACAGGGAGUUGGGAAGGUAUCAAUUGGUGGGGGAGGUGCCGGAGCCUACUUGGUACACGUAAUUUUCACUUUCGAAGCUUGUAGGAAGAGAAAGCGGUCAAUUUUGCUAGAGGGGUGGCUAUACUCGGUCAGAGAUAUCAAAAGCUGAACAUUCAGCUAUCCUAGGCCACUUAGAGAUCACUGAAUAAGACAACUGUUAUAGUUCUGCCAGAUAGGACCGCGACAAUCUAUCCAACACGACGAGCCUGGCGUCCUGCCCCAUCGCGACAAACGCCCAGAGAAACCUCCCG
Molecule: messenger RNA, 1616 nt
Organism: Pseudomassariella vexata
Lineage: Eukaryota; Fungi; Ascomycota; Sordariomycetes; Amphisphaeriales; Pseudomassariaceae
Product: dibenzothiophene desulfurization enzyme C
Exons: 4
Coding region: 75-1388 (437 amino acids)
Biological process (GO): L-leucine catabolic process
Molecular function (GO): flavin adenine dinucleotide binding; 3-methylbutanoyl-CoA dehydrogenase activity
Source: RefSeq, a predicted model, not a curated record